Messenger RNA from Pyrenophora tritici-repentis Pt-1C-BFP, 378 nucleotides. RefSeq lists its product as uncharacterized. The record is from RefSeq and is a predicted model, not a curated record. Lineage: Eukaryota; Fungi; Ascomycota; Dothideomycetes; Pleosporales; Pleosporaceae.
AUGCGCCGCAGGCUCUCCAUCACCACCACCGGACCAUCCCUAGGGGCUUACAGUCUCCUCUCACCCUAUAGCGACGAUGACACAGCCUUUGCCCAUAACACGCUCUGUCCGCGAUAUGCAGAGUUAGACCCUACGUCGGCGCCACCGUCGCCCGCAUCCAUCGAGUCGUUUGAAAUCUUGGACAGCAUACCAUGGCGGAGGGGCUACAUCUCACUAGACACACCUGCAAGGCGCGGCAGCACCACACUAUUAGAGCGCUGGAUGAGGAACAAACUCCGCGCCAUUGCCAUGCUUUUCCUCGUAGCACUUGCUGUAGCCGGCUGUAUCUUGGGCGGAUACCAUCUAGCCGUGUCCAAGGCUUCGAAAAGCAACAACUGA